Paracoccidioides brasiliensis Pb18 is the source of this 1104-nucleotide messenger RNA. RefSeq lists its product as uncharacterized. Gene Ontology annotation, molecular function: nucleic acid binding. The transcript is spliced from 3 exons. The record is from RefSeq and is a predicted model, not a curated record. Bases 1 to 1104 code for a protein of 367 amino acids.
AUGUUACUGGCAGAUAAUUUGAAGCAGGCCCUGUGUGAAGGGGGUGUAACUCAGGAAGCUCUUGAAACUCUGAUAAGUGGCCCUGACAACCUAGAUGAUCCCGUGGACUCCAGGAGCAUUCUUGGCAGCCAAUCCCCAACAGAAAUUUACAAACCCGAGUCCCACGCCCUACGCGCAAUCUUGAACGGUUCCAAUAAUGAAAAUAUCCCUUCAAGUAGCAGCAGUAAUAGCUCUCCUCAUAGUGGCACAGGGAGAUUUCAACGAUCUGCUGCCAAUGGCAACUUCCGUCAACCUAGCUUCGAAAAUGAUGUCACGUCUUUCUUAAGUGAUGAGAAAGAGGAUAUGUCAUUCUAUUGCAAUUCGCAAACUAGGCAAGACCGUCAGCAACAGGCAAACUGUACAGAGAACCGCACUAUCCUUUUAAAGGGCCUGUCUGAAAAGACGACUCAUCGUGAUAUUGUUGCUGCUGUUCGGGGUGGUGCUUUGGUUGACGUUUUUUUACGCCCCCGAGAGCGACAAGCAAGCAUCUCCUUUGCUGAGGGUAAAUCCGCCCAAGAAUUUCUAUCCUAUGCCAAACGUCAGGAUCUGUAUAUCCUGGGUAAACUGAUUGAUAUAUCUUGGAGUGAACGCCAAUUCUAUCUUCCGGGUCAUGUUGCUGGUAAGCUGGCAAAUGGAGCUUCGCGUAACUUGGUUAUCCGCUCAGUGCACCCCAACCUGACCGAAGCCAGAAUUCGGGGCGACCUGGAGCAUAUCCAUAAUCUGAUAGUAAUCGACAUCACCUUCGAGAGAGGAAAUGCAUACAUUUCGACCAACUCAGUUCACAAUGCUCUUUUUGCACGUACUUGCAUGAUGUCGCGUUUGGCUUACAAAGGCAUGAAAAUUGAAUACUAUCCCGAUGAAUGCGCUGGUCCCUUACCUAAGGUCCAGUAUGUACCAAAGAAGGUGGCACCAGCGCCUCCAGUUAGGAAGGCAGCUCCGAUGACCAACCGUUUUCAGAUGCUCAACAUGGAUGGGGAAGACGACUCUGAGGAAGAGGAUGAUCUGAUUAGCGGCACGUCCCUUGGUGGCAAUAUUAGCUGGACCAACUCUAGCAUUGCAGUCUAA